AUUUCUGCGUUUUCAAACAGGCUCGGUCAAUGAUGCCUCCUACUCCCCGCACCAACGCUAGCUCAUCCUCCUCCCCUUAUCCUCCGUCCCGCCCCAACUCUGCAAAGCCCGCCAUUUCUUCAAAUGGUAACUCCAGUACGGCAAAUUCGUCACUGAUACUCCGCAAGCAGCUUAUGGAGCUCCAGAAGCAUCCCGUGGACGGAUUCUCUGCUGGUCUUGUGGACGAUGAUAACAUGCUGGAGUGGGAUAUCGUCAUUAUGGGUCCUGUGGAUACUUUAUGGGAAGGCGCCAUUCUCAAAGCUCGACUCAUUUUCCCUCCUGAGUACCCUUUAUUACCCCCAAAGAUGAUCUUCGAUUCUGAAAUGUGGCAUCCUAAUAUAUACAACAAGGGCGAUAAGAAGGGAGAAGUCUGUGUUUCUAUCUUGCACCAGCCAGGUGAAGAUGAAUGGGGGUUCGAAGAUGCAGGAGAAAGAUGGUUACCCGUCCACACGGUUGAAUCUGUCUUGAUUUCCGUCAUCUCCCUUCUCUCUCAAGACGUCCCAGACCUCUCUUCCCCCGCCAACGUCGAUGCGGCCAAGGAGGUUAGGGAAGAUUAUCCCUCAUACAAGAAGAAGGUUAAGCGGUUGGCAAGGAGAAGUGCUGAGGAGGCUUAUGAUUGAUGCUGUUACAUGUCUAGAAUGGGAAAGUUGGCAAUGACCCAUGGUGGAAUCCAUUGGUUGAAUCCAUGUGUGUAGAAGGGAGAGAAAGACGAGGAUCGUAAUAUAACAUGUUUGUCGUACUAUAUAGCUCGGACCUUUUUGUGCUCCUGCCUUCUGGUUCUCCAUCUUCCCAUUGCCAUCGCCUUUUGCAUAAUUAUUCACUACUUCGCUUUUCAGUUUCGAAGCCCAGAAUUUCGAUCACAUUUCAUUAUUUUCACUGUACCUAUGCUCCAAUUUCCGUCGGAAUUAUGUAUGCGCAUUUACGAU
Cryptococcus deneoformans JEC21 is the source of this 965-nucleotide messenger RNA. RefSeq names its product ubiquitin conjugating enzyme, putative. Gene Ontology annotation, molecular function: ubiquitin conjugating enzyme activity. NCBI's taxonomy places the organism in Eukaryota, Fungi, Basidiomycota, Tremellomycetes, Tremellales, Cryptococcaceae. The record is from RefSeq and is a predicted model, not a curated record. The coding region runs from base 30 to 659 and encodes 209 amino acids. The transcript is spliced from 7 exons. Gene Ontology annotation, biological process: proteasome-mediated ubiquitin-dependent protein catabolic process; protein polyubiquitination.